AUGUGCGACGAUUGCGAUGGCCCGAACCAUCAAUGCACUAGCCUCGUCUCCCCGGAUGACUCUGUCUGUCUCGUGGAGAGGCCUUCCGAGGUAAGGCGGACGUGCUCCUGGCGAUGGGCAGCUUUGUUCAUGGUUAUUGUUGCAGGCUUCAUCACGAGCUUGCUCGUCAGGGACAGGAGCCUCAGGCCAGUGAUGGUAACCCAGGCAGCAGACCUUCCUCUGGUUAGCCUUGGGCACGUUAGUCCUGAGACGAAUCGUGUUCUCUGCCUCAUCGACAUCGAUCAAAUGGUCAGCCGGGUAAUCAAUCUGUCCAAUGCUAUCGACCGAGUUACAGGCGACUGUAACUUCGAAGGCAUACCAACAGAGAAGAUCUCGGCGCUUGAAAGAGAGCUCUGCGCCAGCACCAUUCUUGUCAUAAUUGUAAAUGCGAAUCUCCUCACAGGCUUGAUCACGGCAUCAGUGUCUUCUUGCACCGGGGCGCUCAAUGUCCCUGCGAACUGUGGGACCAACGUUGUAGCCUUAAUCGGCGGGACGGCCAUACUUCUGCAGUCCAUCCUUGCUGUGGACAUCAACUGCGUCAGGCUUGAGAACGUCCCAAUUGAAGACAAGAUAAACACAACGCUGGCCAGAGCAAAUCGGGCGAAAGACAAAGCUAUACGCAAUGCACAGAAGUUUAUUAGGAAUCAUGGGGGGCAGGUUGAGCUGCUCCCGGCCCCGCCGGCUGUUCCCCCCAAGACUGUGUAUAAGGCAACGUCACUCUGCUUUUCCUUCCUUCAACUGGGGCUUACACAGGUUAUGAAGCUGGGGAUCCUUCUUGCAGAUUCCAGUAUCCACUGCACACCCCGAGAAAGCAAAAGGCAGCCACGUGUGUGUGCGAUCGACAUCCUUGGAAUCUUGCUUCUGGUCAGCGCCUUCACUCGUGUCUUUGCCCUUGCGGCAAACCAAUGUGUUCGGGUGGUAGGGGACAGCAAUCCGAGCACACGAUGUUUACAAGCCUGUGCCGGGGUCCCCGCGGGCGCCUUUGCCGUGACAGCGCGGUGUAUGAACGUGGGAGCUGCUUGCCAAAAGGCCUUCAAGGACUGGCACCCGAACGAGUGGCUGGAGCGAAUUAGCAAUGGCGAGCACCAGAACGUCCACUCGGGGAUUGACGAGCACGUUCAUUCAUUCCAUUCAGGUAGUCUGGAAGAAGACCUCGAGGUGCCAGCCGAUGAUGGCAACGUGAUAAUUCCGGAUGAGUAG
Symbiodinium natans is the source of this 1239-nucleotide messenger RNA. Lineage: Eukaryota; Dinophyceae; Suessiales; Symbiodiniaceae. The record is from the annotation of a GenBank genome assembly.